Messenger RNA from Cinara cedri, 3863 nucleotides. The record is from the annotation of a GenBank genome assembly. NCBI's taxonomy places the organism in Eukaryota, Metazoa, Arthropoda, Insecta, Hemiptera, Aphididae.
AUGGAAUUUAUGUACAGUGAAAAAAAUAAAAAACUUAUACUAUUAGAAGGAUAUAAAUUUGGGUUUCAAAAAAAGUUGGCAGACGACAUUGACUGUUGGAUAUGUGUAAAAAGAACAUGUAAGUCAUAUUUGAAAAUAAAUAAUUUAAAUAUAAUUGUUGAUAAAAGUAUAAUACAUAACCAUGAAAAAGACGAUGAAAAAAAACUUAACAUACAGAAAUUAAGCAACAUUUCAAAACGAGAAGCUCAAGAAGCAUUACAUGAGCGGCCAGCAAAAAUUAUUCACUGUGAGUUGGCUAAAUCUGAUAUUGAAACCAUAGACGCUCAAGAUUUAUAUAGAAUAAGAAAAAAUAUACAUACUAGUCGAUGUAGCACAGUACCAAAGUUGCCCAAAAAAUUGAGUGAGAUUUAUAAUAUAUUAAAUAAUUAUAUAAUUUAAUAACUAAUUGGGGAGAAAACUUUGUAUUUAUUAACAACGCUGAAACCAAAAUUAUUGGAUUUUCAUGUGAUAGCAAUUUAGAAAUGUUACGUAAAAUAAAAUGUGUGUUUAUUGACGGUAUUUUUAAAAGUUGUCCAAAGCUCUUUUGCCAAAUUUGUUCAAUUCACGGUGUAAAAAAUAACUACUAUGUAUCUCUAGUUUUCUUUUUACUUCCAAAUAAAAAAGUGAUACGUAUACAAAAGCUUUUCGUUUAAUUACAAAUUAUUUAAACCCGGAUAAAAUAUAUGCUGACUUUGAAAGAGCCAUUCAUGUAGCGAUCUCUGAAGUAUGGCCUUUAGCUCAAUUAAAAGGUUAUUGGUUUCACUUGGGCCAAUUAUGGUGGUAGAAGAUUCAACAAUUAGAGCUUUCAAAAGAAAUUAAAAAUAACGAUUCUAAAAUGGAACGAACAUUAAAAUUAUUUCUCGGCUUAUCCUUAUUAUCGCCCGAAGAAGUUAACGAUUGCUAUAUUAAUGAGCUGAUGCCAUUAAAACCGAUUAAUGGAAAGCUCGACGAAUUCUUUGAUUACAUACUAGAAAAUUAUAUUUUAGAAGAUAGCUCAUUUCCACCAAAAAUGUGUGCUGAAUAUACGAGUAGUAUAGAACGAACAACCAAUUGCUGUGAAUCAUUUCACAGCAAGUUCAACAGUUGCUUCUAUUACACAAACCCUAACAUUAUUCAAAUCAUUAAUGUAUUAAAAACAGUCCAAAUUGAAAUAUGUAUAAAAUUGCGGAGUAUAGAGAAACCACAAAAUCUUAAAUCUAAAAAUAAGGAAAUAUUUAUAAAAACAGAAAUAGGAAAGUAUAAAAUUAAUAUAAUAAAUAGAUUAGAGUUUAGAAAAAAUGUUUGUUGUACAUUUAUAGUUAAAAAUAUAUUUUAAUAAAAAAAAAAUUAUUAUUAUUCUUAGAACUUAUUAUAUAACGUAACAAAAAACUUUAAAUAUAAAAGAGUCAAAAAAAUCAUAAUUUUUAACCAUACUUGCUCAAUAUUAUGUGGGCAGUCCUAAGUCUGUAUAAAAUGUGAAGGAAAAUUUGACCCAGGAAUCAAUUCGGACGUUUCUGUACCAAUUCGGAUACACUGAUAUGUAUAUAUAAUAGCAGUUACAAAAACUAUUAUUACCUUAAUGACAUUUCUAUUGGUUCUGUAAUUUAUUUUUGUAUCUGUCCUUUGUUCUGCAUUUUUUGUUUCCCUUAUAUUUGAUUUUGACGAUGCUGCGGCUUAAGGUUGUGGUGCCAUGAUUUCAACCUAAAAUUUUUAAUUUUUCGGAAGUGUAAACAAAUUAUUUAAAAGUUAAUUAUCCAAAUAAUAUUUUAUUAUAUAGAACAAUUAUCUAAUAUUUACUAAUUAGUAUUAAUAAUAAACCUGGAUUUAGCAAUGGACACCCAGCAUUUGACUGCCAUAAACAUUAUUAUUAAUUUCUAUUUUUCUCUGUGGAUACUUGGUAGUUUAGUCAAAGAACAUUGUUUGCCCGCCAAUCAUACAAUUCUAUAUUUUUAUCUAAACAUAAAAUAUAAUAUCGUUAACAAUCAAACAUUAUUUUUAGAAAGUUAUAUUCAUGUAACAAUAUGGAUAUAUACCCGUAUACAGUAUUCCGGUCAGAAGAAGAGUUUAGAUUAAAAUAUGUAGACACAGUCGGACAAUUUUACAUAUGAAAUACUACGAUAUUACUAUGUUUGAUGGUAGCCGGAACGAUUUUAUUUUUAAAAUAAAUAUAUUGAUUUAAUACAAGCUGAGGCAAUAAAAAAUAUAGUUACGUUACCUGAAAUUCGAUGACCAUAGAUAGUGACAGAUAUCAUUUUCAACGAUAUUGAGCAAUUUUGUUGUAGUCAAUAACGUGGUCGAUUGUGAACAGAGCAUAGGAAAGGAGAUCUUUAAAAUUUGAAAUUUGUUACACGAUUCACGGUGUAUACUACGCAUUUAAAAUAUUCUCAUACGCUGGACGACCAGAUUCGUUGUGUUUCACUAUAUUUUCUAUGACUAAUUUACCGUGAUUUUUAUUUUCCAUUAUGUAAGUCAUAUUCAUUGUGUUUCUUGGAUGUGGUUCCAUCAAUAUAUAACCAGCGCAGGCAGUAGACACACCGAAUUAUUAACCUUAAACCUUCAUCAUACGACAACGAAAACUAAGAUAAAAUGGACCUAAAUUCUUUAACUGCUAUUACGUUUUCACUACUAGUAUUAUUGAAAAACAUUUUAUUUACAUAACCAGUAAGACAUAUUGAGAUAUUUUUCUCAAAUAUUCCCAAAUCAUUUGACCACAGGUUUUGAUUUCUACUCUAAAUACUAUUGUUGGCUACAUUAUGUCUUAUAACUUCAUAUUUUUCUAUGUAAAUAUUCGCCAAAAUCAUAUUUGUAAGUACAAUACAUUCAAAUUCAGCAUUAGUAGAGACAGUCACAAUUUGAUCUUUUAUUUUUUAACAUAAUUUACAUUGUAAAAUACUUUAAUAUUUUAUUUUGUUCCAAUUGCCAGAUUUUACUGUUGGCAAUUCACAAGGUUAUUCGUGCCAUGAGUUCUCCCAUUGUUCUUUCACAAAGCCUUGAAAAUUGUAUAUACAAAUUUAAGUCUUAUAAUAAUAAAAUACCCUCAGAGGAAGGGUCUGAUCGAUAUGAGACCCUAGGGGUCUAGCGCACCCGGGGCCCCAAGCUUCACUGGCGGAAACCCUCAGGCAGGGGAUUUCAGUUGUCUGAACUUCUCCCGGUAUAAGGAGACACCUUUACAAAACCUCUGUCCUUCGGGGCGGAUAAGCUGCGUAGAGCGGGGCAAUCUCUUGCCCCCAAGGUAGAAAACUACCUUGAAAGGCGGAUGAAACCACAUCAUAUGGUCAACGGCUUGAGGAUGCAGAAGGCCAGAAGGAUACCACUGCAUUAAAGAUCCUUUUGGAUUUCCCUAACCAAAGUAACCAAACAUGCUCUGUUAUAACCAAAGAAACACCUACACGACAGAUCAUGGAAUUCGGAAACCAAGAUCCGGCAGGGGAGGAAACAAGGCCUCUUCGGUCGUCAUCGAGCGAAAUCCUCAUUCAUCGUUCCGUAUUGGAACAUGGAACAUUAGAACAGCACUAAAAGCAGGAAAGAUAGAAGAGAUCAAAGAACAAAUCAAAAAUAAUUAUAUUGGUAUACUUGGUAUCUGUGAAACUCGAUGGAGUGGAAAAGGAGAUUAUAUCACGGAGGAUUUUAGAGUAAUCCACAGUGGUAAUGACAAGAGUGGCAAAAACGGAAUAGCUAUAAUAGUUCAAGGGAAAUGGAAAAGCAACAUAAUGAAUACAUACCACCUUAAUGAUAGACUACUGAUAGUUAAAAUCCAUGCUCAGCCUACGGACAUCUACAUAAUCCAAGUAUAUUUCCCAACAUCAAAUUGCCAGGAUGUUGAAAUUGAAAGAAUGUACGAAUAA